CGCGACGCGGGUGCGCGCGGCUUAUAUUUUUCGUGCGUUUCCUCGCGCUCCCAGCCUUUCUUUGCACACGCCACACACCGAGCAAGCAGAGGAGGAGUAUUAUAUUCUUCGCGGGGCCGAGCCGAUUCAACGCGCAGUGCUCGCUCGCGCGCGCGCGGGAGCGUCUCGGGGUUGGACACCGGCCGGCCCAGCUUCCUGUGAAGGAUAUAAGCUCCCUGCCUCGUUGUUCAACUGCUCGGCGUCGAUCACGCAGCGCGGGAGAUCGCGCAAAGAACCGAGAAGAGCUCAUCUCAUCCACCAUCACUCGCGCAGAGAGAUCGAUAGCCACAGCGCACAAGCAACGCGCCGCCAAUCACAUGCGCGCGGCGGUGCAGGGGCGGGCACAUGCGUGGACGACGACGACGACGACACCGCCGGGCGCGAUGAGAGGCCGGGCGCUGGUCCUCGUGGCCGCGCUGCUGCUGCAGCUGCUUCUCCUCGCCGCUGCCGGUGGCGCGGGCGCGGCGGCGACGGAGAGGAAGGCGCACAACUACGAGGACGCGCUGCGGAAGAGCCUGCUCUACUUCGAGGCGCAGCGGUCGGGGCGGCUCCCGCACAACCAGCGCGUCGCGUGGCGCGACCACUCCGGCCUCACCGACGGCCUCGAGCAAGGGGUGGAUUUGGUGGGAGGCUACUACGACGCCGGCGACCAUGUCAAGUUCGGGCUGCCCAUGGCGUUCACGGUGACGAUGCUGUCGUGGAGCAUGAUCGAGUACGGCGACGACGUCGAGGCCGCCGGCGAGCUCGGCCACGCGCUCGAGGCCAUCAAGUGGGGCACUGACUACUUCAUCAAGGCGCACACCAAGCCCAACGAGCUCUGGGCUGAGGUCGGGGACGGCGACACGGAUCACUACUGCUGGCAGCGGCCGGAGGACAUGACGACGUCGAGGCAGGCGUACAAGGUGGACCGGGAGCGGCCGGGCUCCGACGUCGCCGGCGAGACGGCGGCGGCGAUGGCCGCCGCGUCCAUCGUCUUCCGCAAGUCCAACCCGCACUACGCGAGCCUCCUCCUGCACCACGCCCAGCAGCUGUUCGAGUUUGCCGACAAGUACAGAGGGAAGUAUGACAGCAGUAUCGCCGAGGUGAAGAGCUACUACGCGUCGGUGAGCGGGUACAAGGACGAGCUCCUUUGGGCCGCAUUGUGGCUGCACCGGGCCACCGGCAAGGCCCAUUACCUCGACUACGUCGUGGACAACGCCGACUGCUUCGGUGGCACCGGCUGGGCCAUCACCGAGUUCAGCUGGGACGUCAAGUACGCCGGCGUCCAGAUCCUCGCCGCAAGACUGCUGCUGAGAGGAGAGCACGAGGAGCGGCACAGGAGCACGCUGGAGCAGUACAGGGCGAAGGCGGAGCACUACGUGUGCGGGUGCCUGGGGCGGAACGCGGACGGCGGCGCGGACGCGAACGUGGAGCGGAGCCCGGGCGGGAUGCUGUACGUGAGGCAGUGGAACAACAUGCAGUACGUGACCAACGCGGCGUUCCUCCUCGCGGCGUACGCGGACUACCUGGGCGACGACGCGGACGGCGCCGUGUCGUGCGCGGGCGGCGAGACGGCGGGCGCGGGCGAGGUGGCGGCGCUCGCGAGGGCGCAGGUGGACUACGUGCUGGGCACCAACCCGAGGGGGAUCAGCUACCUGGUCGGGUACGGCGCCAAGUACCCGAACAGGGUGCACCACCGCGCCGCGUCCAUCGUGCCGUACAAGCACAGCAAGGAGUUCAUCGGGUGCACGCAGGGGUUCGACCACUGGUUCGGUCGCCGGAGCUCCAACCCGAACGUCCUCGUCGGCGCCAUCGUCGGUGGGCCGGACCGGCGGGACAGGUUCAGGGACAACCGGGAGAACUACAUGCAGACGGAGGCGUGCACGUACAACACGGCGCCCAUGGUCGGCAUGUUCGCCAAGCUGAACAGGAUGGCCCGGCAGGAGAGGGAGCAGGAGGAGGUGGCGGCUCCGGCGAGGAGUACGGCGGCCGAUGUGUAAAUAGAUUAGGUUAUAGAGGGGGGGCUGUACAAUUUUCCCCAUUCUUUUGUUCAUUUUUCUUCUCCUUCUUUGGAGAUCUUCUUUUCACACAGAUUGGAAAAAUUCAUUUUGUAUACAAAAAGAGAAAGGGACGGGUGGAGGCAUUCGCAUGCAAAUGUAAAUUCGCCACCGGUACAUACGAAGAAAAAGAAUUUUAUCAUUUGGCUUC
This is a messenger RNA of Oryza sativa Japonica Group (Japanese rice), 2226 nucleotides long. The record is from RefSeq and is a predicted model, not a curated record. NCBI's taxonomy places the organism in Eukaryota, Viridiplantae, Streptophyta, Magnoliopsida, Poales, Poaceae.